UGUUCUUGUUUUCUCUCGUAUUCGUAUCGCGAGUGAUUUUUUAACUUGAGUCAACUUUGAGUGCGUGAAGUUUGUGUGUGUUUGAAUCGAGUGGAUUGUGAUGUGCGUGUGAUUGGUUGGUUUUCGUUUUGUUUGAUGCAUCUUUAGCAAAUGGCGUGGACCCUCCAGUUGUUUCCCGAAUAAGCAGCAACAUGGAGAGGCGCGAGGAACUUCAUCGGCAUGGGUGCAGCAUCGCCAAGCAAACCAUCCUCACCACACACCCAAGCGGCCUGCAGACCAGGGGUCUCGGUGGAACUCGCCAACUUCGACACCCUCUGCGUCCAUGCUGAAUGCAAAAGUCCGAAGCGGCAGUGGGAAGGAAGCCCUUUUCUCGCCAGACGUGGUCUUCUGGGAGGAGUGUCUGCUCAUGCUACUCCUGUCUUGGGGAGGAAGAGUGAUGCCGUCAAUGAGGGUAGACUGUCUCAGCAGUGCACUCCCGUGAUGAGAAGGCGGGAGGUGCUGGACAGUCCUGGAGGGUCCCCUCUGCCCUCUAGGAAGAUGGAAGAAGAGGAAGAGGGCUGUGAAGUGGACAACAGUGUCAUCAGUGGCUGGUUGAAGUUUCGAGACAACAAGAGGAUUAUUCUAUGUAUCAACCCUGCGUACUGA
Manduca sexta (tobacco hornworm) is the source of this 645-nucleotide messenger RNA. RefSeq lists its product as uncharacterized. NCBI's taxonomy places the organism in Eukaryota, Metazoa, Arthropoda, Insecta, Lepidoptera, Sphingidae. The transcript is spliced from 3 exons. Bases 220 to 645 code for a protein of 141 amino acids. The record is from RefSeq and is a predicted model, not a curated record.